UCGAUUUGCGCCAGGGCAACGCCUUCGCGAGUGGGUUCCCCGCGAGGCUCACGAGGAGAACCGUCGUUCUCGCGCCGCUUGUCGCCUGACCCUUAGCGGGCCCCGCCUGAAGGAGAACGCACGCGAAGUCGGCCGCCAUUUUGCUCCCUGGACGGACGAUGAGCCGCAAUUUUUGCCCCGUCGCCUUUUCCUUUUGGGCUUUGCUUGUGCUGUUCAGGGAAGCCGCGCCCAAAGCCCUGCCCCCCAUGAAUCUUUCCGACGGAUGUGGAGCAAGGCCUGCAAUAGUUAACAUAACAGCAGAGACUCAGUCUUUAGGUGGACAUGUUGCUCAGCUUGGAGCAUGGCCAUGGCAAGUUAGUCUUCAGAUUUAUCGUGUUCCAUCAGGUCGAUAUCAGCAUGUAUGUGGCGGAUCUUUAAUUAAUAACAACUCGGUACUGACAGUAGCACGUUGCAUUGAGAAAUGGGUGAACCCAGAAUAUUGGAGAGUUGUGAUUGGUUUACAUCAUCUUUAUAAACCUCAUUCUCACACCAUAAGUCAUCGGGUGAAAAGUAUCAUUGUCCAUUCUGGUUUCAAGUGGGACAGCUAUGAAAAUGACAUUGCAAUGUUUAAACUUGUGAAGCUUGUUGAGUACAAUAAAUAUAUUCAGCCUAUCUGUUUACCUCAGAAUUCUCAUCUAGUGACUGAUAAGAAUCCAUGUUACAUAAGUGGAUGGGAAAACAGAAAGAAAAAAGGCAAAAUUGAAACUGUAUUACAAGAAGCUCAAGUAAUUACUGUUCCACUAUAUGUCUGUAAUAAAUAUGAACGGUAUAAAGAAAGAUUAUCAACUGAUAUGAUUUGUGCUGCCUCACCAACAAAUAGCUGUAUGGAAGAUAGUGGUGGACCUUUGAUGUGCUAUUUCCCAAAUGUAUCCAAAUACUAUCUGAUAGGUAUCACCAGUUUUUCCAGUGGCUGUAAUCAAGAUGAUUAUCCAGGUCUCUAUACACGUACAAUUAGCUACAGAAAAUGGAUAGAUUUUAAUCUUCAUGACAAAACUACAACCGCAAUGAACAUCCAAAGUAUUGUUGUUCUUUUAACUAUGGAAUGGAUAACCUUUCACCUUCUAUAAAUAGACACAUUCUUAGGUGGACUAUUUAACAUUUCUGCUUGUUUAUUUAAACUAUGUCAACUAAUUGAGUUUGUAAUUUAUGACUUUACAAUCCCAGCAGCACUUAAAAUAUAUUUCAUUUGUAAUUUUAGUUAUCAGUCACAUUAUUAAAUAUUUUUGUAUUGUUGUAUUAAA
Molecule: messenger RNA, 1280 nt
Organism: Pantherophis guttatus
Lineage: Eukaryota; Metazoa; Chordata; Lepidosauria; Squamata; Colubridae
Product: transmembrane protease serine 12-like
Biological process (GO): proteolysis
Molecular function (GO): serine-type endopeptidase activity
Source: RefSeq, a predicted model, not a curated record